AUGGCAGCGAAGAAGCAUGGUUGUCAUGGUUACCCUUCUGUUUACUCUCCGCGGUGGGGACCGAGAUACAAGCCCUUCUUCCCGUUCCAGGUGCUGCCCUCUCUGGGUUCAGCCUGUGAUCUGGACCUAUCCGUCAAGGAGAACAUGCUGGUGGAAGGCCGACUCAGAGUCACGCUCAUUGAAUGUAGCAGUCAGACGGAGGUGAUCAAGGGGGCGUGUGGCAGCGUGGGGAUGACGUUCAGACACGUCCCUGCCAGUGAGGGGGAUGCAGUGCACGUCAGCAUCGAGACAGUCACACCCAACUCCCCCGCAGCCCUGGCAGACCUGCAGAGGGGAGAUCGGCUCAUCGCCAUUGGAGGAGUCAAGGUGACAUCUUCAGUUCAAGUGCCCAAACUGUUGAGGCAGGCCGGAGAGAGGGUGGUGGUUCUUUAUGAGAGGCCCGUCCGUCACCAGGCUCACUCUUUUGGAAGCCUUGGAACUCUUCAGGAAGGGUUUGGGCAGCUAGAGGAAACAGGAUUUAUUCCUCAUCCGGGGGGGUAUGAAGAAGACCCAGCUCCCAUCACCACCCUCUCCGACAUAUCAGACAGCAAAGACAUGGACUCUGAGUUUGAAGAGUUGAUUGUGGACUCCAAACUUAGCCAGAAUGUUGGCCCUAACAGCAGCAUCACAAAUACCAGUGAUGCCAAGGAGGAGUCCUUACUCACCGUUAAUCAAAGCCCCAAAAGGACUGUGGCCAGCCUGGCCUCCAAGCCCCUCGGUUCCAUAUCCCCCAUACUCAACCGCAAGCUAAACCUGGUGGGUCUCCAGUCGCCACUAAAGCCCCAACCCAAAGAAUCUCCAAAGCCCUCUCCACAAAGGACCAAUAGUGAUCCUGUUGAAGGUCUGCAACGUCCCACUGUCCCUCCCCCACCUCCUCCUUCUCGCCCCCCAGUGCCGCCAAGACCUCAAAUAAGGUUGACGUCAGCCUCUUCAGAAACCAGUCAUUUGGAAGGCAUUGAUUCUGUUACAGCUACAAAUGCUGCUGUGGCUCCUACCGUGACUUCCAGCAGCAGCGCUUCUGAAAAAUCUCCAGAAAAAGCUCCUCUCACUGGAGCCAAUGAGGACAAAGCUGUCACUGAUAAGACCUGUGUCAAACAGGCUGAGGUGAAGCAGCCUACCAGACCAGCAGAGUCCACUGAUGAGCCGCUUGGCCCCCCCACUGUGACCAACAGCAGCAGAGCUGACCAGGCAAAGGACAGAGCUUCAGAAAGCUCCUGCAGCACACGGGACAGUCUGGAGGACCACUCCCUCUGGGAAUCCCCAGAAACCCUUAUCCGUCACCAGACCGCACGCUGGCCCAAAGCCUCUGUAGUGUUUGAGGUGGAGAACAACCAAAAGUACCUUAAUGUGGCCCUGUGGUGCAAAGAUCCCUUUAAGUUGGGCAGUUUAUUGUGCCUGGGUCACGUCAGCCUCCAGCUGGAGCAUGUUGCCCUGGAAUCUAUGGCCACAUCUUCAGCAGAGUACCAGAGCACUUUCAGGCUGGGGCCUCCGGAACCAAGGGCCAACGUCAGCCGCACGGCGCUGCGCAGUCUCAGCACCCACAAAGGCUUCAAUGAGAAGCUGUGUUACGGAGAUGUUACUCUGAACUUCUGUUACCUCGCCGAGGGGGAGCUAGACUAUCCAGGAGGGCUGAUAGAGAGGGAGCGAGAGGGCAGUCUGCAAGAUGAGGAUCUGAGAGAGAGGGAGCGGGAGCAGAUCCACACUGCGCAGAGGGAUGACCUGGCAUAUGGAGCCAUUCAGCUGGUGGAGGUUCGCCACAACUUCCAGGACACACAGUUCCAGAACCCGACCUGGUGUGAAUACUGCAAGAAGAAGGUUUGGACAAAGGCCGCCUCUCAGUGUAUGAUCUGCGCCUACGUAUGCCACAAGAAGUGCCAGGACAAGUGCCUCGCUGAAAACCCCCUCUGUGUGGCAGCCACUGAGCGCCGGGGAGCUGACCCUGAAGCCAAAUCCACCAUCAACCGGGCCACCACCGGCCUCACCCGCCAUAUCAUCAACACCAGCUCCCGCCUGCUGAACCUCCGCCAGGUGCCAAAAACUCGGCUGCUUGAGACGGUGGCUGACUUGGUGCCUGGGACAGUGGAGCCCUCACCCAAGCACACCCCAAACACUUCAGACAACGAAAGCAGCGACACUGAGACCUACACUAGUGGGGCCAGCCCCUCGAAGCAGCCUGUGUGCAGCGGGGGCAGCAGCAAACUCGUACGCAGGGAAGGCGGGCUGGAUGACAGCGUGUUCAUCGCUGUCAAGGAGAUAGGCCGCGACCUGUACCGGGGGCUGCCCACAGAAGAGCGCUCCCAGAAGCUGGAGCUGAUGCUGGACAAGCUGCAGCAGGAGAUCGAUCAGGAGCUGGAGCACAACAACGCUCUCCUGCUGGAGGAGAAGGAGGCCACAGAUUCCCGCCGCAAGGCCCUCAUCAGUACUGCCCUGGCUAAGUCUGGGGAGAGGCUCCAGGCCCUCACCCUGCUGAUGAUCCACUACCGGGCCGGCAUCGAGGACCUGGAGUCAGUGGAGAGCUCCUCCCCUUCAGAGCAGCAGGGCUUUAAAGCAAAGGGAGUGGGGCUGGAGGAGGAGGCCCUGCUGGGGACGGAGGUGUAUGACAGUGACAUAUGCAGCCCUGUGGAGGGGCAGCUGCUGGACAACAUCACUGAGGAGCAGAUCUGUGUUGAGGCUCUGCACUGAAGGACACAGAGAGGAAAAGAAGAGAAACAUGUGCUUUGGCAAGAGCACCUCAACAAAAUGUGUCUACUUUGUUUUUAGAGAUGGGGGAGUUUCAGCAGUCCAUUUAAAAAUAUAGGAUGUGUUGGGUCCAUUGUGUGAUUCACACAUUUUUUUUAUUUUAGUAUGAAAAAUGAAGGAUGGAAAUACCUCCCUAACAAGAAUUCAUAUAUUGAUGGUUUGAUUUGCACAACGUGAUGCCGUCUCCAUGCUCUUGGUUUUUAAAGGUAAGCUUCAGAGCUACAAUAUAACCCUUAUUCGUGCUGCAUGUGGAUCCUCCAGCUGGUUUUCUGUGGCUUCAAACUGUCAUGUAAUGCAUUGAAUUACUUUUGCUCCUUUGUCUGUAAGAGCUUUGAAAUAAGGACUUAAAAACAUGUGCACAUUUCUGUGGUCUACUCGUCUGAAUAAUUUGAAUGGAGAAGGAAUUAUUGUUACGUAAUUAUUUGUUUUACUGUGAGUAAAGAGCCCAUAUGAAGGUGAUAUAUUUGAGUCAAUAACAGUGUGAAUAUUACUGGGACAGCAGCAUUGGACAGCCAGCUCAGUGGAAAAGGUCAUUAGAGUCCAGACCCUGCAAGAGCUCACACAUAUCUUUGUUUUCAGCACUUUUUUUUACUGUAGCAUGAUUUUAGUAUCCACCGUCCUUGGAUUAAUUGUGAUAUUGUAUAUAGUUUGCUCUUUCUUUUGGUUUAUUUGUUUGUAUUGGUUUGGCCAGACAUGUUUUACUGAUCUAUAUUUCCCAUAUUCUUCUCUCCCCAUUGUGGGUGUAAAGAGGUUAAUUAAUACUUUUUUUUAAACCUCGUUUUGUCUUGCCAAGCUUCAUUAUGUUCAGCCCUGUCAACUAAAUGUUGACACAUUAAUAACUGAUCAAAACUUUGAUUGGGUUCAAUUUGAGGAAUACAUUUUUUGUAUUAUUUUCUCUAAAGGAAUGUUAUCCAGGAGCUUUCAUGAUAUGAACAUUCUCUUAACCAAUUUGUAUUUGUUGUGAAUGAAGAUGAUUUCCAUGCCUCGAUAAAUAAUGAUGUGAUAAAGUGCAGAUCCUUUGCCUUCAUGAGUUGUGUUCAUGCCCAAAUGAAUGUAUGUUCAGCCUUCUGUGUGUGUUGUGUGUGUUACAGCUGUUUGGCACUGCCUUCCCCAUUCCCUUGCUGAACAUCAAGCAUUAAUGUAGCAUGUUACAGUGACUCUAUCAGACGCAGCUCCAAAAUGCUUUGCUGUUCAUCUCCUACCCUUCAGAGAUUAGUAUUAUUAUUCACACUGGAAUAAAUAGUAAAAGGAGGUACCAUCUAACAGAAACUCUAAAACACUGAACAUUUUGGAUUCUAUGCUUUUGGUUUUUAUUCUGAAGAUUAUUUUGAUGUGACAUAUUCCCAAUACAAUACAGUUGAGUUUGUUGAAGAUAAGUCACUAAGAAUGAGUUUAAUGGCUUUCUAAAACUAUCAAAGCAGUCAGUGGUAUCAGUGUGUCAGAAUUGUGAGGCAAUAGACAGGGUUGCAUGGCCUGUUACCGGUACAUUUAGGACUAGGAUUACAGUUAUCUUAAAACAUUUUUAGAUAUUCUUGCAUGAAUUAAAAAAACAAGCUGAAAGAAGAUUUAACACUGAAAAUAUAAAAAGCCAUCACCCAAAGUGCAUUGAACACCAGCUGAGUGAGUCAGCAGAGGGCAGAUUUACUCUGACAGGAUUGGUCCACACUGAGGGACCUGGAGAAGUGAAGAGCCAGACUCCUGUUUGUGUCGCAGAUAUGUUGCUCCAGUAGAUAUUGGCUUGCUGGCUGCCAUACUUGUUUAUCUCUGUCACUCUCUGUAUAUCCAGAUUUUUUGUGCAAUAUUUUUGUAGAAAAUGAAGCUAAUGAUUCCCACGUGUGUGACUUCCUUCUCCUUUCUUUGAUUUCUGUGUCUAUCUGUCUGGUGUAGCUCCCUGAGGGUUUUUGUGGACCAGUGAAAAUGUGAGAAGCACUGCUUUGCUGCUGCUGCUGUUACUAUGUGCUCCUUCACAGAUCUCAUGAUCACAUGCUUCUGCGCCCACCCCAUGCCUAACCUUUGAAACUGCUCUUGAAAUAUGGCUGCCCAUCAUGGCUUUCAGUAGAUGGAGAUGGUGUUUGUUUCUCUCUGUGUGUGUGAGGGAUGUUGUAAACUGUUUUUGCAAAGGCUCAUGUGAUGAAGCUUUAUUGUACAUAACCUAAAUAAACAAGCUAAAAUGAUU
Messenger RNA from Notothenia coriiceps (black rockcod), 4954 nucleotides. It is a transcript of the gene pdzd8, whose product is annotated as PDZ domain containing 8. The coding region runs from base 1 to 2721 and encodes 906 amino acids. Gene Ontology annotation, molecular function: protein binding. The record is from RefSeq and is a predicted model, not a curated record. NCBI's taxonomy places the organism in Eukaryota, Metazoa, Chordata, Actinopteri, Perciformes, Nototheniidae. Gene Ontology annotation, cellular component: mitochondria-associated endoplasmic reticulum membrane contact site. The transcript is spliced from 4 exons. Gene Ontology annotation, biological process: mitochondrial calcium ion homeostasis.